CCCCUCCUCUAUCUGUUCAAAUGAGACAGCGCUGCUCGGCUCUGCGCUCUGAGUGUGUGUCACAGAACGGGCCGCUCUGUUAUGGAGGACUAACCGACUGAAAACGCCGCACAGCGCCUCUCCUGCCGCGCACCGAGGGCUCCCUCCAGGCCGGCAGGCUGUGGAUCUUCUGCCGCUCCCCGCGCUUUGUGGACCGUCGUGCUUCUUAUGGGAUCGGGAGGCGCAUCCCUGGCUCUCUCUGACUCCCUCAGAAUCAUCUCCCUCGGCCUUUUUUCUGCGUCGCAGCAUUUUUGGGAGGAAAAACGUGAUUAAGCGGCCGGAAGCAGCGAGCCGAUCAUGGAUUAAUGCCCGAGUGAAUUCUCAUCUGAAAGGUUCCCAAUGUUGAACAUGUCCACCCCGAGUGAGCUGAAGUCUCCCUGCAUGACUCGCAAUGGUAUGGUGAAGUUGCCCCCCAGCCAGCCUAACGGUCUGGGCAGUGCGAGUAUCACCAAGGGGACGCCUGCUGCUAAGAACCGUCUAUGCCAGUCCUCCUCUGUGCCCUCCAUCUUGCCUCCUCCGCCGUCCUCUCUUCCCUAUCAUCACCAUCUGCAUCACUUGGACAGCCCCGGGAUGCCUCAUACCACAGCACCUCUCUUGCCCUCUGACCUGGAGCCAGGGAAGCCUCUGGUGGGGCUGAAGCCAUCUCUUCGUCAGCUUCCCCCCCUCACUUUGCCCAAACCCAUACUGCUGGAGCGUCAGCUAGUCCUGGAUGAGAAACUCCUCAACCGACUACUCUGGUACUUCACCACGGCAGAAAAAUGUGUGCUGGCACAAGUAUGCAAGACAUGGCGCAAGGUGCUGUACCAGCCCAAGUUCUGGGAGGGGGUGACGCCCAUCUUGCAUGCCAAGGAGCUUUACAACAUAUUACCCAAUGGGGAGAAGGAAUUUGUCAGCCUGCAGGCCUUUGCUCUGCGGGGCUUCCAGUCGUUCUGCUUAGUGGGGGUUUCGGACCUCGACAUCUGUGAGUUUAUCGAUAACUACCCGCUGUCCAAGAAGGGAGUUCGUUCUCUCAGCCUCAAGAGGUCAACCAUCACAGACGCUGGUUUGGAGGUCAUGUUGGAGCAAAUGCAGGGCCUGAUGCACCUGGAGCUGUCAGGCUGCAACGACUUCACGGAAGCCGGCCUGUGGUCCAGUCUCAAUGCCAGGCUAACUUCCCUCAGCGUCAGUGACUGCAUCAAUGUGGCGGAUGACGCCAUCGCUGCUAUUUCCCAGCUCCUGCCCAACCUAUCAGAGCUGAGCCUGCAGGCCUACCACGUCACUGACACGGCCAUGGCCUAUUUCACAGCCAAACAGGGCUACACCACCCACACUCUACGGCUCCAGUCCUGCUGGGAGAUCACCAACCACGGUGUGGUGAACAUGGUGCACAGCCUGCCCAACCUGACCGCCCUGAGCCUCUCAGGCUGCUCCAAGAUCACCGACGAUGGCGUGGAGCUGGUGGCCGAGAAUCUGCGGAAGCUCCGCAGCCUGGACCUGUCCUGGUGCCCCCGGAUCACAGACAUGGCCCUGGAGUACAUCGCCUGCGAUCUGCACAAACUGGAGGAGCUGGUGCUAGACAGGUGUGUGCGAAUCACUGACACGGGGCUGGGCUACCUGUCCACCAUGUCUUCACUAAGAAGCCUUUAUCUGCGCUGGUGCUGUCAGGUGCAGGAUUUUGGUCUGCAGCAUUUGUUUGGGAUGAGAAGUCUCCGUCUGCUGUCUCUUGCAGGCUGCCCCCUGCUGACCACCACCGGGCUGUCAGGCCUCAUCCAGCUGCAGGAGCUGGAGGAGCUGGAGCUGACCAACUGUCCAGGAGCCACGGCCGAGCUCUUCAAGUACUACGCCCAGCACCUGCCCCACUGCAUGGUCAUCGAGUAAGACGGCCCAGCCCUCAUCAGACAGACGCCGUACGUCAACCUUCCUCCUCAACCCGUCCUCGUCCUUUUCACACCGAGCUGUCCCUGCAUCACUCCUCCUCACCCGUUCCCCUUCGUCCCCCCCCAGCCAUCUGAACGGACUCCCUCGCUGGCAGGCAGACUGAGAGGCAGGAAGGUCCAGGAUAGGACAUGCCACAUCCAGAGGCAUGGCGUCCCAGCUGCGUUUGAGAAGAUGCUGGCGUGAAGAGCUUGGUGUGACGUCUUGUCUGACAGCAAGUUUCUUUUUCACAAUCAACAGAGGACUUGGAAGGAGGAGGAAGCUUCUCUGUGGACUUGGAAGGAGUUUUUCUAAAAAAUGAAGCGGACGCAGAGGGGAGAGCGUGCACGCCCCAGAUGCAACGAAGAGGGAAAGAGGAGGCUAAAGACUUUUUGUUCGAUGGAGACGAAGAUUUUUUUUUUAGCUGUUUGAACUCAUAAGCUCAUACACUGCAAACACACUAAAACGUAUACUGUAUGUAAGUAAAGCAAAUAUAACUCCUGAAGAUCAUGAGUGCUGACACGUGUCAUCUCUUGUAAUAUUCCCCCAGUAGCCCCUUUUAUUUUAUUUUUCCUCAGAAGGGAUCCAAGGUUUCCUUUUCUCUCGCUCAGUUUCAGACUCUGCGUUUCUGGACAGAAAGCCACCAAGUAAAUAAGGACGGACCAUAUUAAUAUCUCUUCUUUUUUUUUCUUCUCCCUGCUUCUGCGUGUGAAGUGUGUGUGUCACUGACUCACAGCUUCCCGUCUUUGGGAUCCCCUUUCUCUCCCCCAUUUCUGUGUCUUAACUGAAAUCCAAAAAAAUAAAAAAAUUUAAAAAAUCUAACAAAACAAAAACCAAAAACAAAGAAACAGUUGAGACAAAUAAACAUAAAAGAAGUCAAAAGAAGAUCUAAAACAGCUGUUUACAUCAGUUUUUUUUUUGUUUUGUGAGGGUUACAUGAGGGGUAGCUGCACGCUUAUCUGACUUGUUUGGUUCUUGCCAUCAUCUGUUGGCUCCUCUGUUUUUGUGUGACGGUGACAUGGGGCUGAAGAGACGCUGCAAACCGAUCCGCUUCGGGACUUUCAGUGACAUUUUUUAAUUUUUUCGCCACAUCUGCACUGCAGCUACUAAACACAUUCAGGUAGCAGAGGAUUUUCAGUCGAGGAGUUUUUUUUGUCACCCUCCUCCAAACUUGAGGUUUGAGUUUCGAUAGUUUUGUUGUUUCUUUCUUGUUUUUUUUUUUCUCUCUCACCUUUUUCUAAUCAGAAAACAUCUGAUGUUAGUGUUAUUAUAGAGCAUUUGAAUUUGUGUGGCUCUGAUUCUUCUAACACCAAAGGAGGGGGAUGGGGAUGCAUUUUGCAAAGCCAGAUUACUUCAGCAGCUGACGCGAAGGCUCGGUGAAUUCAGUGUUUAUUAGAAGGACGUCUCGUCAACAGGCAGAGACUCGGGGCUUACAUGGAAACGCCACGGCUCGCUCUAGAACCACAAUCAGAGGCUUUUUUUUUUUAGGCUUUGAAGUCAUAGGGAAAACGAAGGUGAGAUGGAAUUUGUGCAAUAGAUAUUUCUAUCCUGGAUGUUUCUGACGUGGUUCUGUUACAAAUGGGAUGAUAGUAAAGUCGAUAGUGGAAUGUGGCUGUGCUGGUGCGUUCACUGACAAAACAAUGAAAAACCAAAAUGUUGAACACCAAGUAAACGCCCAGAAGGAAUGAACUGUAAUAAAUGGUAAUAAACAUCUAAACAGCCAUCAGAUAUAAGUGGGCAUCACUGAUUAAGUUUCCAAACUAUAAACUAAAAAGGUUUGAGAAGAAACUUCCCUCCUUCCUGCUGUGAGUGAUUCUAUCUAAAACUAUUACACUUCAAACUUAAGCAGCAUUCAAGGUUUCACUCGUACAAGCAAAGGUACAGAGAAGAUAUUAAUCAAAUUAAUCGAUUAUUGAAGUAUUUGUGAUUGAUUAAUCACUAUCUGGCCUUUUGAGUCGACUCAAAAAGGUCAUUUUCUAAAAGAACAACAAACUCAGAAAUUCAGCCAAAAUAGCACAAAAAUAUAAACAUUUGCAUUUGCAUGAGUCGGAAGCAGCAGGCGAAUCUUAAAGAGACAGAGACCAAAUUUCAAGGCGCUAAAUCACAAAGUCAAAUUACUUUUAAGCCAUAUUUGAUAUGUACAGCAUGUUUUAGAACAAAUGAAGUUAACAUGGUGACUUGAGUGUGCUGUAAAAUGGCACCACAUGGAAAACACAUGGUACUGGCCCUUUAAGUCUGCUGAGUGAUUUCAGUUUGAUUAAGAACCAAACUGGAAAGGCUUCUUGCCAUGAUCGGUGCGAAUCUUAGACAGUUCAUAAAAUCAUCUUGUAAGCAAAGAAAAUAACAACAAAGGAAUAAACCCAACAUGGCUUUGCAACUGAACUAUACCAUUAGCAUAAUCUACAGGUGGAUAAAGAGGUUCUGGGAAAAUGUGCUUACAGAAGGUAGUGGUGAGUGGGGUCUCUGAGACCACCGAACUCUCACCAGUCAUUCCUUGUGGGUUCUGAAUACGGUGCCUAAAUGUUCUGAAGAGUUCGAGUCUGAGCCGGAAAGGCCUGAGACACAGCCGAGGUCACGAACCCAUAUCACUAAAGCUUCUCCCAAACAUUGGACAUGCUCAAAUUUAUCUGCUACAGGGCAAAAAAGGAAAAGCGGUAACGUUUCCCGUAACUCCGGGAGUCGGCCAUCUUGGUUUCUGGACGGGUCCACCGGCGCUCCCCUGUCUGCCCUAACGCAGUCAGACCAGAGUCCGGCAGCAGAGUACUGAGCACCGUGAAGCAGGGCAGGGGUCAAACCCUGCGCAUGUUUUUGCCUGGAGACGGCUAAUUCUAGACGUUCAGCAUCUCAUUGGUGUACAGACAUUUAUUUAUUUAUUCAUGUAUUUAUUUAUUUAAAUAAACGUGUCUUAUUUUCAGAAUUUAUUUAUUGAAAAUGGCAUUUUUUGGCUCUUUAGUUUCAGUUUUUGCUUCAAGUGUGACCUUAAUUGAGCUUAUUCAAUAAUUGCUGUUUUCUAAUAUUAUUGUUAACAAUUUUAUUAUUAUUAUUAUUAUUAUUAUUAUUAUUAUUAUUAUUAUUAUUUAUGGUGUGACAUUUCAGGCCCUGUUAAGCAAACUGAUCUAAACUCUUGGACACCACUGACAUCAUGACCAGUAACUUCAAGUUUUUAAACCGUCAUAAAAUACUGAAGUAUAUUUUCCUCUGUGCAAGUCUGUGUCGACUUUGUAUUGCUGUUUGCUCCCUGCGGAAUAAUGGGAUCUUCAGCUGUGAUGUUCUAUUUACUGUCAUUGUGCUGAAUGUGGCAGCAAAAAUACAGAGUGUGAUAUACAUACAAGCUUAUAAUGUGUGACUUCAACCUCUGCCAUGGCUGAGCAAUGUUUACAUUGUCUAAUUUUUAGAAAAGGGGAAGAUCUCUGAGGAUUCUAUGGAAGCUUAUUACUGACAAAACUACUGGAGCAAAAAGAAACGUGGGGAAGAGCCGGAGAUAAUUCUGCAAUCUGGCUUCAGCGCAACCUUUUGUUUUCGGCCUUUGGGUAUUUUUUUGGGGGGAGUGUGAGAAUUGUCCCUUUAACUCAGUUAAAGGGACAGUUCACGGUUUUUUAGGUGAGGUUCAGACAAGAGCAUAUGAGCAGUUAGUAUCUUAUCUGCAGAAGAUAAUCCUCUUGACAUCUUCAUUCGGUGUGUAAAUCCAAAUUAUAUUGGUUGGGCUGACACUCAUGGUUAAUCCAGAAGAGAAAAACUAAAGUGGAAUUCAUGGAGGAUUUAAAAAACCCUUUCAGGCGCCACCAUAAUUAUUUAGACUGGAAGUGGGAGGCAUUGCAUCACCACUGGGCUUCUUGGAGAGCUGAACUACAGAGACCAGAUCAGUAUCAAGCACAUAUACAUGAUGGAACACGCUAAAAUUGUUAAAAUUCAGGUCUAAAUGAAUUUGGUUAAAAAAUAGGAAUCAAAUUAAUUUGCAACUUUUGAUAAAUAUUUUUUGGGUUGAAGGCUGCAUUAGUGAAUAGACAUGUAUGUGAACAUAAACACGCACAUCACAAACAUUGUAACUGUAUUAGUCCAUCCCUAAAAUAAACAGAAUGCCAUGGAGUUGUUUUCAUGCUCUUCUGCUUGAAGCCGUUUGGCUCUGAAAUGAAAAGAUUUUAACACAAUUAUGUGCGAAACCAAGUCGGUGUUUGCUGUUUGCGAUGCCUUUUAAUUUAGCACCCUGUGGACUUCACUGAAAUUAUGUGCAAGCAAAUCCUGGGGUUGAAAAGUUCAUGACGGUAAAGCCGGCCUAAAGGCUGCAUAACAAAAAAAAUGAACUGUUGUUUCAGGCGUUGCUCCUUAGUUUCCAGUGUUUCUCACAAAUGGUAAAUGAACUGAACUUGUACUGUGCUUUUCCACUCAAAGCACUUUACGCUAGAGCCACAUAUCAGUAGGCCAUUUGGGGUGCCUUGCACAAGGGUACUUUAACAAACCUACAACCUUCCAAACGCAAGACAACUCCUCUGCCCACAGAGCCACAGGAAGACCAUUUGUGGUGCUCUGCCUCCUACUGCAAUGUCCUGUGUAAAUAACAACUGAGUGGAAACAUGACAAUGGUUAUAGGUUUAUAACUAUUUAUAAAGUUGGUUUAUAAAGUAGAAUAGAGACUUUAUGACUGGACUGAAGGUUCAUCCUGGCACCACUCUGACUAGCCGUUAGCUUUAGCCUCCAGCACCAUUCGAUCUGGAUUCAUAAUAAAUGAAUUCUUUUAGGGAUCUAUAGUAGGUCGAUGGAUUUAUGUAUUAAUUGCCCACAGAUUUUUCUCACAGCAAAAAUCCUGAAUGAUCCUUUGAAGGUAUCUACAGUGGUAAAACGUUCCAUCUUUAAUGAUGACUAAUAUUUCUGCUUCAUCUGCCCCAGACCGUUCAUCCUGUGUUCUCCAACUCCGACUCCCAGUGUGAGACACAGCUGUGUGUUUUAUUUUAUUUUUAUUUUUUGUGCUUUCCAUGUUUUGCCUUUGAUGAGCUUCCAGUGAAUUCACACGUCUGUUUACAUAUCAUGAGCUCUCAUGCGCAGUCAUUUCGUAGCUGUAAACAACUAACCUUUCUACGGAGCAUCACCCCAGGUCAUUUUCUAAGACAAAUCAUUUCUAUUACUGUCUGCAGUCUUUUUUGGUCAUCUGUCACUAUUUUGUUACAACCCUUGUACAGCACAAGUUUAACUAAGCAGUAAAAUAAAAACUGACAAUUUACUGA
Molecule: messenger RNA, 7151 nt
Organism: Poeciliopsis prolifica (blackstripe livebearer)
Lineage: Eukaryota; Metazoa; Chordata; Actinopteri; Cyprinodontiformes; Poeciliidae
Gene: fbxl16
Product: F-box and leucine-rich repeat protein 16
Exons: 7
Coding region: 379-1896 (505 amino acids)
Biological process (GO): SCF-dependent proteasomal ubiquitin-dependent protein catabolic process
Cellular component (GO): SCF ubiquitin ligase complex
Molecular function (GO): protein binding
Source: RefSeq, a predicted model, not a curated record